AUGUUGUCAAGGUCCAAUGUGAACUAUGAGGGACGGAAGCCCCGCAGAGUGGCCAACUCCAACGCUGCGGUGGCCCACCUGCCCACGUUUGAGCCUGCUAAGAUCACUCCCAGGGGACCCCAACCUAUGGAUGAUGGUGGGCUACCACCGUUUUCCUUUGUUUCGCUUGACAUGUGUCAGUCUGAAAACAAUGUCAAUCACAGGACCAGUGUAUACCUGCACAAGAGACUUGUGGUGAGGCGUGGUCACGAGUUCUUCCUUAAGAUCACAUUCAGCAGCCAGUACAUUGAGCACACACAUAAAUUUGAAGUGGAGUUUACGAUCGGUGAAAGCCCUGACUCCAACGAGGGCACUCAUAUUGUCUUAGAAUUUGCCCUCGGAGAAAUUAAUGGUCCCUGGGCUUGUCGUGUGGUGGAAAAUGUUGGCAACACUGUGAAGAUUGGCAUCACUCCAUCACCUGACUGCAUUGUCGGGAAGUUCCACACCUAUGUGGUGGUGGACGCCUGGGAUGGAAGACACAGAUCACCGAUAGAUGAGAACUCUAUCAUUUACAUUCUCUUCAAUGCCUGGUGCUCUGACGAUGAUGUAAGCCUGCCAGACGAAUCCCAGAGGACUGCAUACAUAAUGGCUGAUUCUGGAGUUGUAUACACUGGGCAAGCAGAACAAUUUAGUGCUCGACCAUGGGAAUUCGGACAGUUUGAGCAGAACAUUCUGGACUACUGUAUUGAUAUUUUGGAUGAUUCAAAAAUGUCACUGUACAACAGAGGGAACGUCAUCCAAGUGACACGGAAGGUUUCUGCUCUGGUGAAUUCCCAGGAUGAUUACGGGAUACUGGAAGGAAAAUGGAGAGGGAGUUAUGCUAUGGGCACGGCACCCACAGCUUGGACUAGCAGUGUAGAUAUCCUAGAAAAAUAUGCCACGACCAAAAGCCCUGUGUGCUACGCACAGUGCUGGGUUUAUGCAUGUGUAUUCAACACCAUCAUGCGCUGUCUAGGAAUUCCAUGUAGGGUGGUCACAAACUUUUGCUCAGCUCACGAUAACACUGGCAAUCUGAAGACCGAUAUUGUGAUUGAUGAAAACGGGAGAAUGCUCAAAGAGCGAUGCAAAGAUUCCAUCUGGAACUAUCACUGCUGGAAUGAGGGGUACAUGAAACGUGGAGACCUGCCUGUCGGAUUUGACGGCUGGCAAAUAUUGGACGCGACCCCCCAGGAGACAAGCGAAGGGAUCUACUGCUGUGGACCAGCACCUGUAAAAGCCAUCAAAGCAGGCCUGCUCUGCUACCCGUUUGACGCCCGAUUCAUUUUUGCAGAGGUGAAUAGUAACAUCCAUUAUCAUUUAUUAAAACCGAACGGGACCACAGAAAUGAUCCACAUUGACAAGACUUACGUGGGAAGGCUAAUACUGACACAAGAUGUCAUACCCAAUGCUGCAAAAGACAUCACAAAUGACUACAAACCCCUGGAGGGUAAAACUCCAAAAAUUUCACCUCCAUGA
Messenger RNA from Chanos chanos (milkfish), 1494 nucleotides. Its product is annotated as coagulation factor XIII A chain-like. NCBI's taxonomy places the organism in Eukaryota, Metazoa, Chordata, Actinopteri, Gonorynchiformes, Chanidae. The transcript has 11 exons. Gene Ontology annotation, molecular function: protein-glutamine gamma-glutamyltransferase activity. Gene Ontology annotation, biological process: peptide cross-linking; blood coagulation, fibrin clot formation. The record is from RefSeq and is a predicted model, not a curated record. The coding region runs from base 1 to 1494 and encodes 497 amino acids.